Messenger RNA from Aureococcus anophagefferens, 1011 nucleotides. RefSeq lists its product as hypothetical. The annotation marks the transcript as partial. The record is from RefSeq and is a predicted model, not a curated record. Gene Ontology annotation, cellular component: kinesin complex; microtubule. Lineage: Eukaryota; Pelagophyceae; Pelagomonadales; Pelagomonadaceae. Gene Ontology annotation, biological process: microtubule-based movement. Gene Ontology annotation, molecular function: microtubule binding; ATP hydrolysis activity; ATP binding. The transcript has a single exon.
AUGAUCUGCCGCUGCGACCGCGCCUUCGACGACGGCGCGAACCAGCUCGAGUUCUUCGAGGGCUCGGGCCUCAUCGGCCUCCUCGACGCCGUGCUCCGGGGCUUCCGGUCCACGGCCUUUGCGUACGGACAGACCGGAGCCGGCAAGACGUACACGAUGGUCGGGGGCGGCGGUAGCUUCGGCGGGGGCCGGCGCGGCGGCGGCGCCUUCGAUAAUUUCGGCGGCGGCGCGGCGAGCGGGAGCCACGACGGCCUGCUGCCGCGGAGCGUGCGCCACCUCUUCGCGCGCAUGGCCGAGGACACGGAGAAGAAGUUCCGGGUCCGCGUGACCUGCGUCGAGGUCUACCGCGAGUCCGUGACGGAUCUGUUGACGCACCCGUCGAAGCGCAAGGCCCUGAACGUGCGCGAGCACCCGCAGUACGGCUUCUUCGUGGAGGGGUUGCGGGUGGCGGGCUGCGCGACGCCGCAGCGCGCGUGCGCGGUCGUCGCCCAGGCCCUGGCGAACCGCAAGGUCGGGAGCCACCAGCUCAACGAGCGGUCGUCGCGGAGCCACGCGCUCAUCACUUUGUACGUCGACGCGGAGAGCCCGCCGCGCGGCGGCGGCCGCGCGGCGCCGACGACGUACGGCUCCGUGACCUUCGUGGACCUCGCGGGCUCCGAGCGGCUCAAGGAGACGAAAUCCGCGGGCGCGUCCAUGGUCAAGGACGCGGGCCACAUCAACAAGUCGCUCUACACGCUCGGGAAGGUCAUCCGGGGUCUGGAGCUCAUGCACCGGUCCGCGAAGGCGCCCAACGUGCCCUACCGCGACUCGGCGCUGACGAAGCUCCUCAUCUCGUCCCUCGGCGGGUCCUGCAAGACGCUGAUGUUCGGCUGCGUGUCGUCGGCGUCGGGCAGCGCCGUCAACGAGACGCUGCGGACGCUCGACUUCGCGGCGCGCGUCCGCGGCAUCAAGAACCUCCCCAAGGUCCAGGUCAACAAGCACCAGAACCUCGUGGAGCAGCUCCAGGAGGAG